GACAGUCAUGGCCAGAUUCUCUCUCGCCUUCGGGCUGCUCGCGGUGGCACUGAUAGCGUCUGUCGAGGCCAGGAGCCCCAUCCGCCCAGGUAUCAGGCCGGGCUAUGACUGUGGCUUCAUCUAUUGCCCCACCGUCUACGACCCUGUUUGCGGCAGCGACAGGAAGACGUACCCCAGUCGGUGCAACCUGGAGGUGGCGAGGUGCUGGAACCCGCGACUGAGACUCGUGGGGUCGGGAGUGUGUCGAUUCAGGCCGGGCUCUAACUGUGGCGCCAUCGCCUGUCCCGCCAUCUACGCCCCUGUUUGCGGCAGCGACGGGAACACGUACCCCAGUCACUGCAAUCUGCAGGCGGCCAGGUGCAGUAACCCGCAAUUAAGAGUCGUGAGCCAAGGAGAGUGCCCUUCUCAAAAUAACUGCCCGACUGUCUGCCCCUUUAACUACGACCCGGUGUGUGGCAGCAACGGCAAGACUUACCCCAAUGAAUGCGCUUUGGAGAGUGACAAGUGUUCGGUCCAGGGACUCACACUAAGUCACAAGGGAGAAUGCUAGGUCCACCGGAACAAAAGUCUCGUCCACGCUGAUUCCUCCUCCAGUCUUCUCUGCCUCCCCCCACCCCCUACCCCUUCCCCUCCUCUCCCUCUAACCUCCCUUUCAACCCCCCUUCAACCUCCCCCCCCCCAGCUGGACGUGAACGUUGCUGUGGUGUUCAGUGAUCACUACGCUAUCGACCAAGGAAGAUGUUUAACCAGUCUCAAAAAAAAAAAAAAAAAAAAAAAAAAAAAAAAAAAAAAUUGGCUAAUAUUCCGUAACCCAAAGAUUACAUAAGCAUAUGUAUGAUAUGCUUUUUUAUGAUUUAUGUUUUAUCUCGCAUUAAAGUAAUUGGAUUUUG
This is a messenger RNA of Penaeus monodon (black tiger shrimp), 890 nucleotides long. RefSeq names its product extracellular protease inhibitor 10-like. The record is from RefSeq and is a predicted model, not a curated record. Lineage: Eukaryota; Metazoa; Arthropoda; Malacostraca; Decapoda; Penaeidae. Gene Ontology annotation, molecular function: protein binding. The transcript has 5 exons. The coding region runs from base 8 to 550 and encodes 180 amino acids. Gene Ontology annotation, biological process: multicellular organism development; cell differentiation.